This is a messenger RNA of Podospora pseudocomata, 165 nucleotides long. RefSeq lists its product as uncharacterized. Lineage: Eukaryota; Fungi; Ascomycota; Sordariomycetes; Sordariales; Podosporaceae. Bases 1 to 165 code for a protein of 54 amino acids. The transcript has a single exon. The record is from RefSeq and is a predicted model, not a curated record.
AUGAGGCCCAUUUCGGAUCCUUCAUUGCUCCUCAGAACCCAGGCGCGAGAUACGACGAUGAAGGCUACGAUAAGUCCGAUGACCACAUGUUUUCCUUCGAUCGUCAUCAGCCUUUUGAGAACAGACGUGGAUUUGCUUUCCACAAUGUCUGCUGGACGCUGCUGA